AUGCCCGUCACAUUCCUCGUAAAUGACCAUCCAGCUCUCAGCGUCCAGUUUCCUCCAAAGGAGUCUCCUCAUGCAUUUGCAGCUAGCAUCGUCCAGAAGAUGUAUCCAAGAUUGACGCCGCGGCUCGCGGAGAACCACACCCAUCUCCUCUCCUCCAGUCUCAGGCAGGGACCAGCGCUCGCACAGCUAGUCCCAGUCAAGCAUGGAUUCGUCGAUGCAUGCAUUGCAGCCUACAACGAGCACCAGCACCUCGUUGUCCGCCCAGAUGAUGUAUGGAUGGCCAUCAUCUCUCAGUUCUCUUUCUUUGCCAAUAAUCACCCCGACCGAGACGAAUUCAAGGAAAAGCUCAUACCCCUUGACAAGCGAAAGAAGCUCAAGUUCUCCACCGACAGCAACAACUGGACCACCAAUUAUGGGUGGCUCACGCAGGUAUUCCUAAAACAAAUGAAUGAUAAUGUACCCGACAAGGAGCUCGCCAGUUGGAUUCUCCCAAAAUUCAGCACGACCACCAAGGUGGACGCCCUCUGCACGUCGAUUAUGAUGAUGGGCACCCUAAAGGCAAACUACUCGUACCAGUCAAUGGCAUUGUGUGGUAUACCGACUGUCACGCUCGAAGGCGUUCGAGCCGACUAUGAAGAACUUCUUCGACGAGUAGAUAAACUGCAGGAGUUUGGAGAAGAGACCUACUUUUGGGGAGAAAUGCUCAAACCCAUCCUCACGAGAUUCAUCACAGCUUUCGACGGCGAUCCAGACCUGCUGUUCUGGAACCACAUUUGCCAUCGAACGAAUGAGAUGUGCGGUGAUGAAUACUUUACUGGGUGGAUCACCGCAUUCUGUCCUUUUGACCAACAAGGUCGAUGA
Serendipita indica DSM 11827 is the source of this 861-nucleotide messenger RNA. Lineage: Eukaryota; Fungi; Basidiomycota; Agaricomycetes; Sebacinales; Serendipitaceae. The record is from the annotation of a GenBank genome assembly.